AUCAGCUGCUUUGUAAAUACUCAUCCCCAACGGAACCAAGCCAAUAGCCCCCAAAUUAAGGUUAUUUCGUAAUAUUUAGAAGAAAAAAUACCAAAAUUCAAUUAAAAUGGCCCAAAGUAGAUUAGAAAAAAUUGGAACAAUUUUCACCAGAGUUUCUGGUUUACUUCGUUCGGGGGCCAUGAAACCCGAAGACAAGCCACUAUGGUAUGAAGUAUAUGCUGCAUUCCCACCAAAAUUGGAACCACGAUUCGACAGACCUGCACCCCAGAUACCAAUUAGGAAUAUUUUCUACGAGGAAGAUCAAGUUCGCGCUAAAUUCCACAAGUCACAAAAACAAACUGAAAUGGUCAGCUUGUUCGAUAGGCAGCGUAAAACACAAACACAACAAUUCAUUCAAAUUUAUCAAGGCUUGAAAUCUCAGGGUGCUUUGGAUGAAGAAAAAAUUUUCGAAACCUCUUUGGAUUUGUUGCAAGAACAACGGGCACAAAUGAAACUGGAUGCCCAACAAAUCAGUACAACAGACUCUGAUGAAGGCAGCACUCAAAGCUUAAGCGAAGCAUUUAGUGAAGCCAAAGACUCCAGUGAUUCUAAGGCCACAGCUACAAGUGCAACAACAAGCCCAAGUCCCACGAAAGGAGAUUCCAAAAGCAAAAUUGGAGGCAUUAAUAUUGAAAAUCUGUUUAAGGACUAAAACACAAACGGUAUUUUGUUAAAUGUCUAUAUUAUUACGAAAAAUAAAAUAUAAUUGUUAAAA
Messenger RNA from Musca domestica (house fly), 754 nucleotides. RefSeq names its product small ribosomal subunit protein mS23 (gene mRpS23). Gene Ontology annotation, molecular function: structural constituent of ribosome. NCBI's taxonomy places the organism in Eukaryota, Metazoa, Arthropoda, Insecta, Diptera, Muscidae. The record is from RefSeq and is a predicted model, not a curated record. Gene Ontology annotation, cellular component: ribosome; mitochondrion. Gene Ontology annotation, biological process: translation. The coding region runs from base 107 to 691 and encodes 194 amino acids. The transcript has 3 exons.